GUUCAGUCACAGCCACUGACCGCGUCGGACGUGUAUUUUGGAGGAGCCCUUUUGUGCGAAUUCUACGAGGGUUUCUCUUAGCUGUGUUUUUUGUGCAGAUUUUUUUUUGUUGUGCCGGACGGUAUUGAAGAUCAGACUCUCAUACCGGUUUCUGGGAGUUGGGCAGCUUCUUGUGCUUUGUGGAAGAGACGGAGUCUAUUUCUGUCGUGUUUGGUGUUGUUAUUUUUCGGUGUCGGUUCGCUGGAUCUAACUGGUCGUUUUUGGCAGGUUCAGCUGUGACGAUAAGAAACCGCUUAAUCGCAAGUGUGUCAACGCGUGAAUCAUAUGGAGAGGUGAUCUCACGAGGCCCGCUCUCUUCAUGCGAAUACGAGGAAUACUCAGUACUUGUGCAAGAACUGGCGCUUCUCGGUAACGUGCACAUUUAUCGAAAAGCGACCCGUUUGAAUGCUGAUAACGAUAGGUGUUAUCUUUAUGCUCCAGUGAGAUACGUCAGUGUGAAGGAAUUUGAAGAGGUGUUCGCGGCAGACGGACAAGUCGCGAGAAGAGGGAUACAUAUGGAACAACCUCAUCGUUGUGGAUAUUAACAGCAACAAUACGAGCGGUAGAGAACCGCCCAGCUCCAAUCAGUGUCGAUGAUGGAUGUGAGGAGCAGUGGUGGUGUUGUCGGCAACUUCAGUGUUAAGCUCUUCUUUUACUUUUUUGGAAUGGAGCAUCUCAGGUAGAUAGAGAGAGUGUUCUGCUUUAUAGCGUGAAUAAAAGAUGAAUAGAAAUGAGUGUGUGUGUUUAGUUUGGCAGCGUGUAGGAAGUGAGUACGUUUAUGAAUUCAAUUAAAUUUUGAGCAUUUGCUCUGGAAGCUACGUGAAAGCGGAGGAAGAUACCGCGAUACACGCCAAACAGUGGAUGUGGAGGAAUAACUGAAGUGGUUUGUCCCGUACGUGAGCCCCCUGGCCGAACAAAGGAUGCUGUUGGCUCUCCUAGUGUAAUUAAAACGUGAGAUGUUGUCUGUGAAAGCAACACUGGGCGGCGAUGACCAUCAUCAGCGUCCCCAGGUUAUCGUCAUUUGAGAAAAAAACCAAACGUUCUUCGUGUGUUCGUUCCGUUCGGCUUUAAUUAUAAAACAUAAUUCUUGUACCUCUGUGAGCCCCGGUAACGGCGGCUUGUACAAUUACGUUGCAUUUCUUCAGGGAACAUAAAACGUUCCCUGGAAACGGCUGUAGAGACAGCCCGAGACGAGACCGGUGAAGAGGUUCUCUUUGUACUUGCCCAUGUUCUACCGGUCGUCUUCACGCUCCCGUACCUGUCUGGUGGGGGCAUCCUUACGUAACGUAUGAUGCGGUGCAGUGCAUAUCUUAUCCGACUGGUUUAUGAUAUCUCUGGCGAAGAAGAAGAGUGCAUGGAAGCCCGUAAGUGUGAGUGAAACUAUAAAUUUUCGGGUAAAAAAGUGAAAGAACACGGCGAAACAAAAGACCUCGAUAACGACGCCCAGAGAAGAAGCAGACCAAGAUAAGCCAACGGAGAAACAUUUAAUUCCCAUUGAAGAAGCCAUAACAUAAAUAAAUAGUGGUGAUUAUUUUGAAAAACCGAGAUUAAUUAAAUGGCAAAUUCCAUCUGCUAUAAAGCGAAUGAAAAAACGUGAUUGUGUCUGUGAUUCGAAUACAUUCCCUUACAAAUAGUGUGGUAUUCAAUUGUUGUUUAGUCAAGUGCGUACAACGCUACUAUCGCAGUUCAAUAAUAAAUCACUAUCAAUUCAGCCCUCGCGGGUCACCGGUCUUCAACGACUCCCAAGUGAUAACACCGACCACGACUCCCCGAGCCCAGACUCAAUGUUAACGAGUUAAGAAAGCACACACUUACAACUUUAUACUGGAAAUGCCUAUCACGGCAACGAAGGCAGCCAUCAGCGCAGCGCCGCCAAGUGCACCAAGUGCAACGUCGUCGUCUAACGGUCAGGCAAGCUCGCGGUCUAGUUUUCAGUCGUCCGCAGACCAGACGGCCAUCGGUGCGAAAAAUGGUCCAAAUGGAACGGCUGGUGCUGUGGCUAGAGCAGCACCACUGACCAACGCCACCGCUGGAAUCGGAGGACUGCGUAACGGGCGACCUGGAAGUGGGCUGAGCCUCAGCGUACUAGAUUUGGCAGCGAUUCGUAAAAUUUUGGAGAACGAAACCGGCGGAGCACUCUGUCCGAGCUGCCAGAUGCCCUUCGAUAAGGGCAAGAAGCGAAAGCUGAUAGACACCUGCGGCCAUGAACGGUGCUACUCGUGCAUGUUCCGGAACGAAAUCUGCCCCAUCUGCCACCCGGCCGUGCACCAGGAUAGCGAUCAUGACAUUUUAUCUAACAAAGGUGGUUAUUUGAGCAGAAAGAUGCACGGAUACGACACCGGAAUUGGCAGCACCACGACGCUGCUCAGCCCGCUGGGGUCACCACAGCCCGUCUGCCGAUCACAGGCCAAACAAAGUGGACAUUUCUCGCCAACGUAUCAGGCACCAAGUGAUCUCAUGUCGUCGGACAUGUACAAGCUCAAGGACCGACCACCCCGGUGUCCGUCCGCCGGUGGCCGGUCGGAGUCGUCGUCGCACUACGCCAGCAUUUCGCCGGCGGUCGGGUUUGGCGGUGGUGGCGUCGGCGGCAUGAAACCCUCGCAGCGUAGCGGCCUCAACAGUAGCAGUGAAAUUUCCAGUGCUUGCGCGACUCCACCGCAGAACCGGCGGCGUCUGUUCAGCCCCAAGAACCUGCGCAGUCCGUUCGGAUAUCGGCGCGGGAAUUCCGCCGCCGAUAAUUCCACCACGUUAUCGGGUUUAGCGUCUCUAUUGAAUCCGGCCACCUAUCAUCGGGCGGCAGGAACCAGCAAUUUGCGAUCAUCGUCAGCAGCGUCAACGGCAGCGGCCACUUCGCCACCACCGUCAGCGGUCAGCAAGAGACAACGGAACGCUAAUGAUAACCAUAAAUUUCAUCGUCUUAGCUUAGGCACAUCAGCGUCGAUGGUUUUCGGCAAAAUUAAAUCCCUGUGGUCAGCGCAAUCGUCGACGGCCAACGCCGGACUGAAUCAAUUAGCAGACGACGAAGGCGGCAACGUGAAACCGAUGCUGCUGAACGGCAAAUCGAAAUCCUCCCAGGACGAGCUCCAGGUUCGGCUCGGGUUCUUCCUGGAGAACAACCCGCGCCGAAAUCUGCGCGCCCCGAUCCAGUCCUGCAGCUCGCUAACGUCCACCAACACCAGCCCGGUGUCGACGCUGACGGGCUCUUCCGAGGCGGACGUUUCGCGGGCACUGGCCCUGCAGGACCAACCCAACCAUCACCACCACCACUACAACACCGGCUGUGAUUCGAUCGGCUCGAUGAUGUCCGUGUCGAUAUCCGAGCAGAGCAACGCCUCGUCCAGUCCGCUGAGCAGGAGACACUCCGUGACCACGUCUCAAAACAGCAGUAAUGUGGAUGAUUUGGCGCUGUUCAAGUCGAGGAAAACGACGGUGCGGAGAUCGGCGCGAUCGGGACAAAUCCGAGGUCCGAUCGAUCCGAAGGUUCGGUUUGCGCAGUACCGUCAGCACCAGCAGCUAACGCUGAAGCCGUUGUUCUUCGAAGUACCUACCCAGGAGCCCGACCCGCUGUUUGUGGGCCGUCACUGGCUCGUCCGGGAACUGGCCAAUGCGGUUCAGUCGACGGAUUCGCCUGGGAUUUUGCUGAGCGGGAAUUUGGGCACGGGCAAGACCGCUCUCUUGCUUCAGCUUGUAGAAUACUCAUGUUUUGGACGACGCAAGGAGAUGCCGAUUCAGGAGAACGAUGGAAUCUACUGCCAGAUCAACGUGGCGCACGAUCGACUGCGGAAUCUUGCCUCGCACGUGGUUGCGUAUCACUUUUGUCAAGCGGACAACAACUCGACCUGCCUGAUACCAGAUUUCAUCCACUCGCUGGCGGCUCAGCUGUGCCAAGCGCCGCAACUUGCAGCGUACCAUGAGUUCUUGCUGGGCGAACAAGCUCUUCAGAACGUUCUUAGCGUAAAGGAAUGUAUUGCCGAUCCUGAACGGGCUAUGGUCAUGGGUAUUCUGGAACCGCUUUCGGCGCUGAGGAGGGUGGGUAAGAUACCGCCGAAGAAUUGUGUCAUUCUGAUUGAUGGACUGUGCGAAGCCGAGUAUCACCGACCCGAUCAUGGCGAUACGAUAGCGUCCUUCCUGCAGAAAAUGACGGAACAUUUCCCGUCGUGGCUCAAGGUGAUCGCCACGAUUCGCACCCAGAUGUUGGAGUUUACCAAAGGCUUAGCCUACACGAAAAUGAGCCUGGACAACUGGAACAGCAACGAAGCGCUACAGAAAGACAUCCUCGAGUAUAUCACAUUCCGUAUCAAUCAGAGUUCCAGCAUUCAGCACAACAUUGCCGGUGGAAAGGAGAUCAUCAACACGAGUCUGCACUUUAAGUUUGCCCAGCACUUGCUCGGCUUGACGAAGGGAUCGUUCCUGUACGCCAAGCUGGCCCUGGAUCUGAUCGAACGAGGCAGUUUGGUGAUAAAAUCGAGCAGUUUCAAAGUGCUCCCCGUUUCGCUAGCCCAGAUAUUCUUGCUCAAUUUCAACCUUCGAUUCCCGACGACGACCGCGUACGACAAAAUCUCCAGCAUUUUGAGCGUUUGCCUGGCGGCGCUCUACCCGCUAACGCUCACCGAAAUAUUCUACUCCAUCAACGCUCUGGUGGUGGAAGGCGAAGGUGGUGAACAUAUCGACUGGGAGGAGUUCGUGUGCCGGUUUAAGACGCUCACAGGAUUCCUGAUCAAACGCAUCGACAACACGUACAUGUUCUUCCAUCCGUCCUUCAGGGAAUGGUUGAUCCGCCGGGAUGACGGCGAAAGUACCAAGUUUUUGUGCGAUCUCAGAAACGGCCAUGCUGGCAUAGCCCUUCGACUGUCCCGCUUGCAGUCACCACUGGAUGCGGAACAGGCCCUGGAACUGGGCCAUCACAUCCUGAAGGCUCACCUGUACCGGGCAGCGCCUCAACAUCAAUCUCCCCGCGACCUGCAAGCGUUUUGGGUGUCGUCGGUGACCUCCUGCGUAUCGUCCGCUCUCUGCACGCUCCGAAACGUGUACAGUCCGAACAUCAAAGUGUCACGGCUGCUUCUCCUGGGCGGCGCAUCGCCGGAUCACGUGACCUGCUUCCUCGGCAGUGCAACGGUACUCUGCAUAGCUGCCCACGAGGGCAUUGUGCCGAUGGUCAGCCUGCUGCUGGAGUUUGGUGCCGACGUUGAGAAAACCAACAGCCAGGGAUGCACUCCACUGGUUCUGGCCUCGGCCAAGGGUCAUUGCGACGUCGUUCGGCAAUUGGUUGCGGCGGGAAGCGCCCUAGGUCAAACCGACACCUCGCAACGAUGUGCCCUCGUGCACGCGGCAAUCACUGGGAAGCUAAAGGUCGUCAAAUACCUGGUAGCGUGUGACUGGAACCCGAGGCCGGAUAGCAACGACGUUGGCUUGGAACAAGCAGCCCAACAGGCUCUGGUUGCAGCUGCUGGACAAGGAAACACCGAGAUCGUCGAGGACUUUUUGGACAUGGGCGAAGUGCAGGUCAACCGGUUGGACAUCAUCUCCGGUGAAACUGCGCUGACUACGGCCUGCGCCAACGGUCACACCGAAACAGUCACCAUCCUGCUAAGUCGAGGUGCGGCGACCGACGUAACGAACCGUAAGGAGCAGUCGCCGUUGCUGAUCACGGUGAAGGAAGGCCACUGGGCGAUAGUGGAACGAUUGCUGCAGAGUCAAACCGACGUCGAGCAAGCCGAUAGCAACGGGAAGACGGCGCUGAUGGUUGCCGCCGAAGAGGGCCACGUGGGAAUCAUCGAGCUGUUGCUCAAUCGUGGAGCUGACCUUGCCACGCAGGACAAAGAUGGCCUGACGGCUCUCAGUUGGGCGUGCCUCCGGGGCAAGCAGCAGGCCGCCAAAUGUCUUCUGGAAAGAAACGCCGACAAACAGCACGCGGACAGCACCGGUCGGACUCCGCUCGAUCUGGCCGCGUACCAGGGGUCUGCCGCACUGGUGCAGAUGCUGCUCGAUCACGGCUCCCAGAUCGAACACGUGGACAUCAACGGGAUGCGACCACUGGACCGUGCCAUCGCGUGUCGUAACGUCCAGGUGGUGCAAGUCUUCCUGAAGCGGGGAGCCAAACUGGGACCGGCCACGUGGGCGAUGGCAAACGGAAAGUCGGAAAUAAUGCUAAUUCUGCUGAACAAGCUGCUUGAGGACGGCAACACGCUGUAUCGAAAGAACCGUCUGCAAGAAGCUUCCCACCGGUAUCAGUACGCCCUGAAGAAGAUUCCCUCCAAUCCGGGCACGUCGAACGCAACCAGCACAACCGCCUCGGACGGACUCGUGCCGCCAACCGACAGCAACAACAACACUGCCAGCAACGCAACGUUCCAGCAACUCAAGUUUAACUUUUUGCUCAAUCUAUCUCGCUGUCGAAGGAAAAUGAGUGACGUUGCCGAGGCGAUAGAACUGGCCACGCAAGCGAUCGACAUCAAACCGAACGCCUACGACGGCUACUACGCCCGCUCCAAAGCCCUCGUGGAGUACGGAAACUACGGUGAAGCGCUGCGGGACGCCGGAGUGGCCCUCACCAAGUCGCACGCGACGUCGAUCGAAAUCCGCGAAACGCUCACCCGGCUGCACAGUGACCUGCAGAAGCGCCACAUGCUCGCCAUCGCCGAGGCCAACCAGCUGGCGCUUGACGGAGUGGCGGCUGCCGGCACAGAUUGCAGCACGCGGUCCAGCUCGGUGCACAGCAGCCGCUCGAUAGCCGAAUCGAUGGACAUCAUCACCGAUCUGUAGAUAGGUUUAAGAAGUACUUUUCUAGAGUUAACAUUAAUGAAAACGAAAAACGUAAAACCGAAAAAAGACUUAAGUAAACUAUCAUUCGCAAUGCAUUAAACGCCUUAGAGUUGUAGCUUCCCUUACUUAAUAAAUGAGUUUGAAAACAACUUGGGUUUCACUACUUCUUCACUGCACUUUAAGUGCACUACAAUACUAUCGUAACGAGUAAUUCCUUAUUUAAGCGAAGAAAAAAAAAGGUGUGCAACAUAUUUAGAGUAGCAUUUUUGUAAUAACUUAAU
Messenger RNA from Culex pipiens pallens (northern house mosquito), 7082 nucleotides. RefSeq names its product protein TANC2 (gene rols). The transcript has 11 exons. The coding region runs from base 1870 to 6801 and encodes 1643 amino acids. Gene Ontology annotation, molecular function: protein binding. NCBI's taxonomy places the organism in Eukaryota, Metazoa, Arthropoda, Insecta, Diptera, Culicidae. The record is from RefSeq and is a predicted model, not a curated record.